This is a messenger RNA of Aspergillus sclerotioniger CBS 115572, 1428 nucleotides long. RefSeq lists its product as uncharacterized. The transcript is spliced from 2 exons. Lineage: Eukaryota; Fungi; Ascomycota; Eurotiomycetes; Eurotiales; Aspergillaceae. Bases 1 to 1428 code for a protein of 475 amino acids. The record is from RefSeq and is a predicted model, not a curated record.
AUGGCCGUCUAUUCUAUGCAAAGUGCCAACGUUCCUCAGGGCAUGCAUACCCAGGACUUUGAAAUGGUUGAUGCUGUCUAUCACCCGGCCAGUCCAGAACCUGUCGAACAUCGAGACCUUACCUCCUUCCAUCCCGAUCAGCAAGAUUGGUCGUGGGACAACCUUCCAGAAAUACUAUACCAACUCAAGCCCUUUGGCCCUAAGAGCAAGGUGGAGCCGCCGACAAUGACUUAUCCGAUCAAUGGCAAGUUCCUUCGGGAGAUUUCUGUCCUGCCCAAUCAUAUCGCUUCGGAUGUCGAGGAAUUCCGGGUGGAGGCCUGGAUGAGACUUGAUAGACGCAUUCGCCUAAGCGACAUCAUUGACCGCAUGGGAGUUGAGUUCAGAAUUGCGCCCAACGCCCUGCAGCAACGCGGUGGACGAUUCCGACAGGCAUUCCGAAUGCUUGCUUGGGACUCAGGAAACAAACUGAGCCGUGACCUGGAAGCCGAGCUGAUCAAUGCACUGAUACAGCAUGGAAUCAAUCCGUCCCUAAAUACCACUCGUGGACUGACUCCGGGGUUGAUCAACCCAGCCCUUGGCGAGGCUGGCGGACGCAUCGGCCUGCCAUCGACUUACUCUCCCGAAAAGCGCAAAAAGCGCAAACGCUCGACGCGAACCGUCCGACCAAAGAAAAUUCCUCGCAAACAAGAGGAAAAAUUGAUUGAAACGGCCCAAGCAGCGCUUCGUGUUUUCCAAAGAGUUGGACCAGCGCCCCAGAACAUUGAGUUGCCGACUAUGGUUUCUAGCAAUUGCAGCGUUCCUGGAUUCGAGGUGCACGGAACGGUCAAGGUCUGUCACGCCGUCGAAGAAGUUUCCGUUGAAGAAGUUUCCGUUAUCGCCGAGGUUCCAGCGCCUUGUCAACCGAGUACCUGCCAUGACUGGCCAGUGUCCGUUGGAGCAGCCCAGGCUGACCAGCUUCUAUAUACUCUUGUUCCCUUUGAUGAACAACUGGACGAGCCAACUGGACCGAUGCCAAUCUUUCGCCACGAUAUUCCGGAUGAUGAAUUGCCCGAGUUCGCCUGUUUGGAGGAUCUCGAUUUGUCUCGGGCUGUCAAGAAACCAUGCCGCCGUUGGGAUCAAGUGUCGCAGACGGCUGGACGCAGAGCGAGGCAUGGUCAGAGAGGACCCAAGACGCUGAAAUAUCCUGAGUCCGGAUUGAAGACUUUACUCGACACAUUCGAUGACAACUCGCUUCCACUAAACCCCGUCCAGGUUCAAUAUGCACCCGGGGAGAUUUUACAGCCCACCGGUGGGCUUUACCGGAUGAAACAGCCUCUCUCUCUGGGCAUGUUCCCAGAGUAUGCCCACAAUAUGGUCUUCAAUUUUUGUCUGAAAGACUAUUAUGAUGGAGAGCGAAAUCUUUGCGAAAUGCCAAUUCUCAUCAUAUAA